Lodderomyces elongisporus is the source of this 630-nucleotide messenger RNA. RefSeq names its product iron-binding protein (gene ISU1). Bases 1 to 630 code for a protein of 209 amino acids. Gene Ontology annotation, biological process: iron-sulfur cluster assembly; intracellular iron ion homeostasis. NCBI's taxonomy places the organism in Eukaryota, Fungi, Ascomycota, Pichiomycetes, Serinales, Debaryomycetaceae. The record is from RefSeq and is a predicted model, not a curated record. Gene Ontology annotation, cellular component: mitochondrial matrix; cytoplasm. The transcript has a single exon. Gene Ontology annotation, molecular function: ferrous iron binding; 2 iron, 2 sulfur cluster binding.
AUGUUAUCGAGAACAGUAUUGAGAAACAGCAGAAACUUGCUCAAGUCACAAUCAUCAAAUAUACUCAGGACAUCCACACAACAAGUGGUACCUACACUCUACCAACUCACUAGCCAAAACACACAAUCAUCAACCCCAUUGUCCCCCUUUACAUCAUUCCAGUCGAAGAGAUUAUACCACGAAAAAGUGAUUGACCACUAUGAAAACCCACGUAACGUUGGAACAUUAAACAAGAAUGACACCGAUGUCGGUACCGGCCUUGUAGGUGCACCAGCUUGUGGUGACGUUAUGCGUUUGCAAAUCAAGGUUGACGAAAAAACAGGCAAGAUUGAAGAUGUCAAAUUCAAGACUUUUGGCUGUGGAUCGGCAAUUGCAAGUUCAUCAUAUGCCACAGAAUUGGUUAAAGGAAAAACUCUUGACGAAGCAUUGGCCAUCAAAAACACAUUUAUCGCCCAGGAAUUGAGUUUACCUCCCGUCAAGUUACACUGCUCAAUGUUGGCCGAAGACGCCAUCAAGUCUGCUGUAAAGGACUACAGAUCCAAGAGAUUGAGAAAAACUAGCAAACCAACAUUGGGACCAGACGCCGCAGUCGCCACCACCGAAGGCGAUGUGGCAACAGCAACAGCCUAA